Eurytemora carolleeae is the source of this 2012-nucleotide messenger RNA. RefSeq names its product myosin-2 heavy chain. The record is from RefSeq and is a predicted model, not a curated record. Bases 908 to 1888 code for a protein of 326 amino acids. NCBI's taxonomy places the organism in Eukaryota, Metazoa, Arthropoda, Copepoda, Calanoida, Temoridae. The transcript is spliced from 7 exons.
CAAAAAGAAAGAAAAAAAUAUAAAAUACCAAAAAGAAAAGAAGAUAUUGUUAAAAUAAGUAGUAUAUAAGUUUAACCUAAUAUUACGAUGUCUUGUCAGGGAGGGAAGGCAACCUCCCCCACACAGCUUCCGAACCUCAUUUUACCUAUUUGCGGCAGUGCACGUUCCCAGAGGGCUUCCGAACCUCCCACAAACAGUCUUCCGGAAGGAUCUUUCAUUUACAGUCGUCAAUUUCUACUUAAAACGGGAUUAAUUUGUAGAAUCGUAGUCAAUCUAUAGUAUUCUUAACAUUUGCAUCAUAUUUUUUUACCAUCGAAGUUCGGGCUGGAAAAGCUUAAACUUUGUAGAUUUUGUUUUAAAUUGUAUUUGUGUUUCGUUUUGAUUUGCGGCAUUCGCUGAAUCCCCCAUACUGCUUCCGAACCCUGUGGUUAUUGGGAACAUUCUUUCCCGUUUCAAGUAGAAAUUGACGAUUAUAAAUUGAAGAUCAUUCCCGGUAGACUGUUUGGGGGAGGUUCGGAAGCCCUAAGGAGACGUGGACUGCCGCAAAUAGGUAAAAUGAGGUUCUGAAGCUGUGCGGGGGAGGUUGCCUUCCCUCCGUCGUCUAGUUUGUAAGAUAAGUUUAACCUAUAAACAGUAUGUUUAUUGUGGCAUCCGCAAAUGUCUUCUGCAGAAGUGAAAUUAUUAUAAAUUAAAGUUUUAGUUUGGAAAGUAUGUCCAACAACUUAUAUUACAAAUGGUAAAAGCCAAACUUUUGCGAAGACCCUUUUUUUGGAAAAAUAAUGUGGUUAAUAAAAGUUUAUUAAAUUAAUAUGUUUUUGUGAAAGUUGAUAUUAAAGAUCUUUUAAACUUCAUAAUAGCUUAUAUUAAUCACACUUAUGUUUCAGAGCACUGGAAAUUUUGCUUGAAAAUGGCAGAAAGAAAUGCAGCAAAGACAAAAGAUAACUCAAAGCUGAAAGCAAAAAUCAGAAAACUUGAACUGAAGAAUCGGGAGUUGGAGAAGGAGCGUGAUGAAGAGUCUAAUAAAUCCAGGUCUUACUCUGAAUUCCUGGAAGGUAUAGUGGUGCAGAUAAAUCAUAAAAGGAAAUGUAGUGAGACCACAGACAGGAAUGAUCCUCCGAUAAAGAAGAUUAAACAUGAAUCAGAAUAUGUUGAAGAUAUGAAGGAUGUGGAUUUGGUGAAGGAUAUUGAAACUUUCAAUGAUAAAUCUGAAAACCUGACAAGUGUUCCAACAGCAGAUGAAAGCAAAGAUGAUGAAGGAAAGUCAAAAAUCCAGGAAGAAAAAGAACAAGAAGCACAAGAUUCCAAUGAAAAACUGAAGAUUGGGAAAAGGAACACAGAGCUGACACUGGAAGACUCUGAUCUUUCAAAAAGCAAUAUUAGGUUACUGCAGAAGGAAAAGGAUGAAUUACCAGCAUUUGUUGAUUCAAUCAAGAAUAAGUUGACUGAAUUCUCAUCAAGUCUACCAGUUCCUACAGUUGAGGAGGAGAGUUCAGGAGGAACAGGAGAGGAUGGUUUAAUUGCCCAGCUCACAAACCUGAUCCACCAGAACAGGAACUUAAAGAGGGAUGUAAGUGAGUCACAGCAGUUAGUUCAGGACCUUGAGAAAGAUAAGCUGAAAGAUACAACUGAGAUUGCAAGACUAAAGGGGGAGUUACAGAGGAAUGAAAGUGACUCACAGCAGUUAGUUCUGAACCUGAAGAAAGAUAAGCUGAAAGAUACAACUGAGAUUGCAAGACUAAAGGGGGAGUUACGGAGGAAUGUAAGUGAGUCACAGCAGUUAGUUCUGAACAUGGUAAAAGAUGAACUGAAAGAUACAACUGAGAUUGCAAGACUAAAGCGGGAGUUAUGGAGGAAUGUAAGUGACUGUUUUGAACAUGAAGAAAGAUAAGCUGAAAGAUACAACUGAGAUUGCAGAAAGGGGUGUAAUGAGUGUAUUCUUUCCAAUGCCCAAUGUUAAUAUUAUAUCAGUCUGACAAUUUUUUUUAGAAUUUUCAUUCUUUAAUUUCUUACAG